CCGCGUCAGGGAGCGGACGCCGCGCUGAGCUUGUGGCAGAAGGGAGGCUACAGAAGCUACAAAUAUACUUCUAAAAGAAACAAAAAUGUCAGAUGAUAUCAAGAAAAGGUUUGAUUUUCCAAAUUCUCUUAUUCAGUCACAGGCUGUUGGUCAUCUUAUUGCUACAGUCCUAAAAGAAAAUGGCCUUUCAGGAAAGAUUCACCAAUCUACAAACCAGACUCCUGCUUUGAACUUACUGUGGGAGAAAUGUUGCAGUGACAAUGUGGUAGUUCGAACAGCCUGCUGUGAGGGUCUAGUGGCACUUGUUGCUCAAGAUCAUGCAGAGUUCAGCUAUGUGCUCAAUGGAAUACUCAAUCUGAUUCCUUCAACCAGGAAUACACAUGGCUUGGUAAAUGCUCUUAUGAAAUUACUACGAAUGCAAGCUCUAAAGGAAGAUCAAAGUGGGAAGAAGACUAUUCAGGGCAUAUAUACUAUUAGAAAUCAUCCUCAGCCUUUGAUCACUGUCCUGGAACACAGACCUGAUUGCUGGCCAGUACUUUUGCAGCAGCUGACAGCCUUUUUCCGGCAGUGCUCUGAAAGGUCAGAAGCUUCAUGUAUCCAAAUAAUGGCACCGUUUCUUUGGUAUCUGUACUGUGAACCAUUCCAACUACAAGAACAUGCAAAUCUUCGACCUGCCCUGCUUAAAGAGUUACUUCAGCCCAGGGUUCCUUGUGACAAAGCACAGCCAUCAGUAUUGGAACAACAGAUACUUCAGCUGUGUUGCGACAUGAUUCCUUGUUUACAGAUGAAAGAUCUGUUACAGACCACAGAAGUGAUGCUGUUUAUCGAGGAAGUGUAUUUAAACCUUUUGCGUCAUCCUGUAUUUUGGAAAAUUCAGCUUACCCAGCUGACUCUUCAGCUGUUAUGUGUCUGUGAAGUCAGCUUAAAGAUAACUGGAGAAUGCUCAUCUUUAAUUCAGCUUUUAGAGCACAGCAUUGGAGUUCUGAAGGAGGAUUUUCCUGUGGAGUUGGUCAUAAUUGGAAUAGCCUUACUUCUUCUACAGACUCCAGCCAGUCAGCAGAAACCAAUCUUAAAUCUAGCUUUGAAGCUCCUCUCUUGUGCUGAGGGUCAGAAAAUCCCCAAGUCAUCCUUGCUGCUCGUGAUGCCUCUUCUGCAGAUAUUAUCUUCUACUGCCUUGGAAGACUGUAUGGUCAUGGAGGAAGAAGGGCCUUCUAGGCAGCAGUUGGCCCUAAAUCUUUUGGAAAUUGUGCAACAGGAGUGUUACAGAGAUGACCACCAGCAGCUUUCCUACAGGCUUGCCUUUCCUAUUACCAGCGUAUAUAACUCAAUAUACACUGCCUGGAGGAUUCUUGAAGUAAUGAGAGAAGUGUCUGCAGCAAGGGAUUGGCUGGCUUCUGUGGAGUCUCUGCUCCCCAUCACUACGGCUGUCCCUGUGCAUGUUUUCCUUCUGCUGGCUCACCUCCUGGUUGAAGAUCAAGGACAGAAUCUUCACCAAAUACUAAAACUCACCACACAACUAGCCCAAACAGAUUCUUCUCAGGUACCAAAUCUGAUUCCAGUUUUAAUGUUCAAAUUAGGAAGACCUCUGGAACCUGUGUUAUACAGUGAGAUAUUGUAUACAUUACCUACACUUGGUGUUCACAAGGUAUGCACAGGACAAAUUCUGCGAGUAAUCCAACUGCUUGGAACCACCCCAAAAUUGAGAGCUGUCACUUUGCGCCUGCUGACAUCUUUGUGGGAAAAGCAGGAUCGUGUGUACCCUGAACUGCAGCGUUUCAUGGCUGUGUCUGACAUGCCUUCCCUCUCUGUGGGCAAGGAGCUCCAGUGGGAGAAACUGAUUGCCAAAGCGGCAUCAAUCAGAGACAUAUGCAAGCAAAGGCCGUAUCAGCAUGGUGCAGACAUGUUGGCUGCUAUUUCUCAGGUGCUUAAUGAAUGUACCAAGCCUGACCAAGCUACUCCAGCAGCCUUGGUAUUACAAGGUCUUCAUGCACUCUGCCAAGCAGAGGUUGUUUGCAUCCGCUCUACUUGGAACGCUCUCUCUCCAAAGUUGAGUUGUGACACCAGACCUCUCAUUCUGAAGACCUUGAGUGAACUGUUCUCUCUGGUUCCUUCUUUAACAGUCAAUACAUCUGAGUAUGAGAAUUUCAAAGUUCAAGUCCUCAGCUUCCUCUGGACUCACACUCAGAGCAAGGACCCAGUUAUAGCCAAUGCUGCCUACAAAUCUCUGUCCCACUUUAGUGCAGGAGAGCACACCAUUCUUCACCUUCCUGAAAAGGUCCGACCAGAAAUCCCUGCUCCUGAAGAGUUAGAUGAGGAUGAAGAUGAGGAAGAUGUAGAUCUUUCAGUUCCUGGCCCUUGCUAUCUCAAACUCUUGUCACUCACGGAUCCUUUGGUUUUGCCAGCUUUAGAAGAAUUUUUUACAUCACUUGUGAAGCAAGAAAUGGUAAAUAUGCCCCGUGGAAUAUAUUACUCUGCAUUAAAAGGAGGCAUCCGCUCAGACCAAGGGAAGACUGUAGCAGGAAUCCCCAAUUUUAUAUUGAAGAUGUAUGAAACAAACAAACAGCCAGGAUUAAAACCUGGCCUUGCAGGUGGUAUUUUAUUUUGCUAUGAUGUUGCCAUGUACCAGAGCAAAGAUGGCAAACCAUUAAAUCGACUAAUGGCCAGUAGAGGGCGAAGCUUCAAGCAGAUGGCACUUGCCCUGGUACAUGAGGUCCACAUCCAGCUUUCAGAGUGGCACCGUGCACUUUUUCUUCCACAGGCCUGGCUUGCAUAUAUGAACCGAGCUUACCAUGCCAUUUUACAAGGAAGAAUAGGAGAGCUGGAGCUGCAGUUAAAACAUGGGAAAGAAGGACCUGAGGAGGUGCAGUACAAAAGAAGCACAGCCUGGCUGUGGGUCAGAGACAUGUUGACUGAUGAGAUUACCAAGACUGCUGCAAAGGAGAGUCCUGUAGUCAAAGGCAAUGCGUUAUUGGCUUUAAGCAGCCUUGCUGUUAUUGUAUCCAAACAUGAAACCAGCCUCUCCUCAGAUUCCGAUGGAUUCCUGGAGGUUCACCCUAAUUUUCUUCCAAUGAGGGAAUGGGUUUCCAUGGUCCUUGAUACUCUCCUGGUCAUUGUGGAUGGCCAUUACCAACCCAAAGGACAACUCUUCUCCUGCUUUUAUCAUAAAUCGUAUUCUGGUGAAAACACAGCUAGUGCCAUUGCCCGUUCUGCUGCUGCCACGGCUUUGUCUCUCCUUGUGCCAGUUUUCAUUAUCUCUUGCAAAGAGAAGGUUGAGGAAAUCCUGAAUAUGCUGACUGCCAGGUUACCUGGGAAACCAAGUGCUGAUGAAUCUCAAGCCGUGCAAAUCCACAUGGGCCUUGCUUUGGGGAUGUUUCUCUCUCGUUUGUGUGAAGAGAAACUCAGUGAUAUAUCUGGCCAACAGAUGAACCUUCUCCUGAUGAAAUCGUUGGAUGCACUGGAAAGCUGCUGCUUUGAUACUACUCUUGAAUAUAACACUGGCUGUAUAUUGGGAGUUGGACUUGUGCUGUCCCUCAUGAGCCACAGCAGCCAAAUGGAGUCACGUGUUCAUGUGGCAGCAUCGCUUCGGAAGUUGUCCACUUACCUUGAUGACAGCGGGAGCCAGAGUAGGACGUUUCAGGAGGUCCUUGCCUAUACCCUUAGCUGUGUGUGUACAUCAGCAUUCAGUGCUGGCAUUAUUGAAGCUGCGGAGGCUGAAGAUAUUAUGAGCAAGCUUCAACUGUUAGUAGAGCACAACCAGCAGACUUCAGGUUUUGCCCUGGCACUAGGAAACAUUGUUCAUGGUUUAUCUGUGAGUGGACAUGGAAAAGCUGAAGUCUUGGGUAGUAAACUUCUCCCCAGAUGGAUCAGAAUUGUUCUAGCAGAGGGCACUUCCACAAUGCUGUGUCUGGCAGCUCUUCAUGGCCUGGUGGCCUUGGUGGGCUCUGAAGGAGAUGCCAUGCAGUUGAAGUCAGAAGCUAUCCAGUCUUCUCAUUUUCAAGGCAGACUUAAUGAAGUCAUCAGAACUCUAACUCAGGUCAUCAGUGUCUCUGGAGUGAUUGGUCUUCAGUCAAAUGCAAUCUGGCUUCUAGGACAUCUUCAUCUAUCUACUGUAUCCUCUAAUCAAAGCAGAACUUCUGUUCCAACCGACUAUAGCUAUUUGCCUGAAAGCAGUUUUAUUAGAGCAGCAAUUGGCUUCUUCAUUACAGCAGGAAAAAAAGGUCCUGAGGCUGUGCCUCCUUCUCUUCUCAAAGUAGUGAUGAAACCCAUAGCAACUGUUGGAGAAAACUACCAGUUUCCUCCUGCAAAUUGGGCUGCACUUCUCUCUCCACUUAUGAGGCUAAACUUUGGAGAAGAGAUACAGAAACUGUGCCUUGAAAUUAUGGUGACUCAAGCACAAUCAUCACAGAAUGCAGCUGCUCUGCUGGGCCUGUGGCUGAUACCACCACUUAUCCACAGUCUGAGUCUGAAUAUCAAGCAAUACCUCCUAGUAUCAGUACCUUUGUGGAUAAAACACAUCUCUGAUGAACAGAUCCAGGGCUUUGUGGAAAACUUAAUGGUAACAGCCUUCAAUUCAGCUUCCCCACUUUGCAAUCCUGAGUUAUGCCCAAGUGCCUUACAGGGUCUGAGCCAGGCCAUGAAACUGCCCAGCCCAACCCACCACCUCUGGAGUCUGCUCUCUGAAGCAACUGGGAAAAUUUUUGUCCUUCUGCCAAAUAAGAUUCUGAGAAAAGAUCUAGAGCUGUAUAUCAGUGUAGCAAAGUGCCUCUCAGAAAUGACGGAUGAUGAUGCCAAUCGGAUUGUCCAGAUCACUACGAACAAUGUGGAAAAAGCUGCCUUCGUCAAGCUGUACUUAGUCUCUCAAGGAAGAUUCCCCUUGAUGAGUCUAACUGAUAUGCUCAGUGUCACUGUGCAGCACCGCGACAGAGAAAUACUUGCCUGGAUGAUUCUGCACAGCUUAUACCAUGCACGGAUUGUGAGCCAUGCCAACACAGGAGUGUUGAAGAGAAUGGAGUGGCUCUUGGAACUGAUGGGUUAUAUUAGAAAUAUUGCUUACCAGUCAACAUCUGUUCAGAACGUGGCUCUUAAUGAGGCUUUAGACUUCUUGUUGGCAAUAUUUGCAGCGGCGGUAGUGGCUUGGGCAGACCAUGAUGCUCCACUCCUCCUUGGUCUCAGUGCCAGUUGGUUGCCAUGGCAUCAGGAGAAUGGCCCAGCUGGGCCAGGAUCAAGCUUCCUUGGCAGGAGUCCAAUGCACAGGGUCACUCUGCAGGAGUCUCUGACUCUCCUUCCCAGUAGCAUGCUGCUUCUGCUGCAGAAAGAGCCAUGGAAGGAACAGACCCAGAAGUUCAUUGACUGGCUAUUCAGCAUCAUGGAAAGUCCGAAAGAAGCCCUCUCAGCAAAGUGUAGAGAUCUUUUAAAAGCUACCCUGCUGUCCUUAAGAGUUCUCCCAGAGUUUAAGAAGAAAGCCGUGUGGUCCAGAGCAUAUGGAUGGUGAACAGUUUUACAGUAGUCAACAGAAUUUUCAGUUGAUGCAGCAAACCAAAGAAAUAGACAUUUUUCAGAAUUUAUGUCUGAGACUGGUGAGACAUUGAUCCUUACAGCUAAGGGUCAUGAAAAGGUGGCCAAAUUACUAACAGCUUGACCCAUGCAUGGCCAGGAGAAGAUGAAUUCCUUUGGUACCCAGGCCACAUGAGUCUGAAAUGGAAUAUUCCUGAUUUGGCCAGAAUUCAAUAGAAAGGUGUUCUUUGUGAAAAGUUCUCUCCCUAAACUCUAGUAAAAUUUUAUUGUAAAGUU
Molecule: messenger RNA, 5790 nt
Organism: Perognathus longimembris pacificus (Pacific pocket mouse)
Lineage: Eukaryota; Metazoa; Chordata; Mammalia; Rodentia; Heteromyidae
Gene: Focad
Product: focadhesin
Exons: 44
Coding region: 86-5491 (1801 amino acids)
Biological process (GO): regulation of post-transcriptional gene silencing
Source: RefSeq, a predicted model, not a curated record